Messenger RNA from Aspergillus tubingensis, 324 nucleotides. RefSeq lists its product as uncharacterized. The record is from RefSeq and is a predicted model, not a curated record. NCBI's taxonomy places the organism in Eukaryota, Fungi, Ascomycota, Eurotiomycetes, Eurotiales, Aspergillaceae. Bases 1 to 324 code for a protein of 107 amino acids. The transcript has 3 exons.
AUGCCUUACCGCACCAACUACGAGCCUUAUACUAGCCAGAGCUUCGAGAUGAAGCGCGAACUUUCCACCGAAGAGAUCCUCUACCCUCUCGGGACACUCUACCCACACGUCGUGGCUCUUCAGCUCCAAACCGACGAGUACCCGUGGUGCAAGGCCAACCACUACGCUGGAUAUGACAGCAGCCUUUCAGUGGACGAAGCGUCGGAGCAUUAUUCGACCAAGUCGAUGCUACGCAGGAACAGUGACUCCACAGCAUGCCGCAUUGUGUCACGAAUUCGGCGACUACUCAACCGCGACGAAUUGCGACGUCGCCGACAGGCCUGA